CGGGCGCCCGGCCGGAUGGGCUGCACCGUGAGCUUGGUGUGCUGCGAAGCGCUGGAGCCCGGGCUCCCCUGUGGCCCCCCGGGGAACCCCCCGGCCCCCGCGCGGGCAGCUUGCAGGGAGCCCCGGGGUUCAGCCCCCGCCGAGAGGCGGUGGCUGCUCCUCCAGCCAGAGGAUCUGGAGGCCCCCAAGAGCCACCACUUCAAGGUGAAGACCUUCAAAAAGGUGAAGCCCUGUGGCAUCUGCCGCCAGGCCAUCACCCGGGAGGGCUGCACCUGCAAAGCUUGCAGCUUCUCCUGUCAUCGGAAAUGCCAGGCCAAGGUGGCGGCCCCCUGCGUUCCUCCUUCCAGCCAUGAACUGGUGCCCGUCGCCACAGAGACUGCGCCGAAGAAUGUAGUGUCCGCGGGAGAAGGAACCUCCCGGGGUGGAAACUCAAGGAAAAGCCUGGAGGAGGACGGAGCCACUAGAGUCCCACCAAGCAUCCAGCCACUGCCGCAGCCAAUCAGAAACAUGAGUGUGAGCCGGGCAAUGGAGGACAGCUGUGAGCUGGACCUGGUGUAUGUCACAGAGAGGAUCAUCGCGGUGUCCUUCCCCAGCACAGCCAAGGAGGAGAACUUCAGGAGCAACCUCCGCGAGGUGGCCCAGAUGCUCAAGUCCAAACAUGGAGGCAACUACCUGCUGUUCAACCUCUCUGAGCGGAGACCUGACAUCACGAAGCUCCACGCCAAGGUCCUGGAGUUUGGCUGGCCCGACCUGCACACCCCGGCGCUGGAGAAGAUCUGCAGCGUCUGCAAGGCCGUGGACACUUGGCUCAAUGCAGACCCGCACAACGUCGUCGUCCUGCACAACAAGGGAAACCGAGGCAGAAUAGGAGUUGUGAUCGCAGCUUAUAUGCACUACAGCAACAUUUCUGCCAGUGCGGACCAGGCUCUGGACCGGUUUGCAAUGAAGCGAUUCUAUGAGGAUAAGAUCGUGCCCAUUGGCCAGCCAUCACAGAGGAGGUAUGUGCAUUACUUCAGCGGCCUGCUCUCCGGCUCCAUCAAAAUGAACAACAAGCCCUUGUUUCUGCACCAUGUGAUCAUGCACGGCAUUCCCAACUUCGAGUCCAAAGGAGGGUGUCGGCCUUUUCUCCGUAUCUACCAGGCCAUGCAACCUGUUUACACAUCUGGCAUCUACAAUAUUCCAGGAGACAGUCAGACCAGCAUCUGCAUCACCAUCGAGCCAGGACUGCUCUUGAAGGGGGACAUCCUGCUCAAGUGCUACCAUAAGAAGUCCCGAAGCCCCUCCCGAGACGUCAUCUUCCGUGUGCAGUUCCACACCUGUGCCAUCCAUGACCUGGGAGUGGUCUUUGGGAAGGAGGAUCUUGAUGAGGCCUUCAAAGAUGAUCGAUUUCCAGAAUAUGGCAAAGUGGAGUUUGUAUUUUCUUAUGGUCCAGAGAAAAUCCAAGGCAUGGAGCACCUGGAGAACGGGCCCAGCGUUUCUGUGGACUACAAUACCUCCGACCCUCUCAUCCGCUGGGAUUCCUAUGACAACUUUAAUGGGCAUCGUGACGAUGCCGUGGAGGAGGUGGUGGGACACACCCAGGGGCCCCUGGAUGGGAGCCUAUAUGCCAAGGUGAAGAAGAAGGACUCUCUGAACGGCAGCACUGGGGCCAUCAAUGCGGCACGGCCGGCCCUGUCGGCUACCCCCAAUCACGUGGAGCACACGCUGUCCGUGAGCAGUGACUCAGGCAACUCCACAGCCUCCACCAAGACCGACAAGACAGAUGAGCCUGCCCCCGGGGCCUCUGGUGCCCCUGCUUCCUUGAGCCCUGAGGAGAAGCGGGAGCUGGAUCGCCUGCUCAGUGGCUUCGGUUUGGAGCGAGAGAAGCAAGGUGCCAUGUACCACGCGCAGCACCUCAGGUCCCGUCCAGCGGGAGGCCCAGCCAUGCCCUCCUCUGGUCGCCACGUCGUCCCAGCCCAGGUUCACGUCAAUGGCAGGGCCUUAGCAUCUGAGCGAGAGACAGACAUCCUGGACGAUGAGUUGCCCAACCAAGAUGGGCACAGCGCGGGCAGCAUGGGCACCCUGUCUUCCCUGGACGGGGUCACCAACACCAGUGAGGGGAACUACCCAGAGGCUCUGUCCCCACUGACCAAUGGCCUGGACAAGUCCUACCCAGUGGAACCUCUGGUCAAUGGCGGGGGCUACCCCUACGAGUCUGCCAGCAGGGCAGCGCCUGCGCAGGCCAGCCAUGUGGUCUCUUUGCGGCCCUCCUACUCUACGCAGGAAGGUUUAGCCGGCUACCAGCGUGGGGGACCCCUCCCAGCCUGGCUGCAGCCAGCGACCACCUCCCACUAUAACCAUGACCCCAGCGGCUUGUUCCGCUCUCAGUCCUUUCCGGAUGCUGAACCCCAGCUGCCCCUGGCUCCAGCUCGUGGGGGCAGCAGUCGGGAGGCUGUGCAGAGAGGGCUGAAUUCAUGGCAGCAACAGCAGCCUCGCCCACCUCUGCGGCAGCAGGAAAGAGCCCCAUUGGAGAAUCUGGCAAGCAGCAGGCCCAGCCCCCAGCCACUGUCGGAGCCCCCCAUCCCUGCUCUCCCAGAGUUCCCAAGAGCAGCCUCCCAGCAGGAGAUCGAGCAGUCCAUUGAAGCCCUCAACAUGCUCAUGCUGGACCUGGAGCCGACCUCGGCUGGUACCCCGCUGCACAAGUCCCAAAGUGUCCCAGGGGCCUGGCCAGGGGCUUCCCCGCUCUCCUCUCAACCCCCUGCAAGCUCUUCCCAUCAGUCCCACCCAUUGACCCAGUCCAGGUCUGGCUACAUCCCCAGCGGGCGUUCCUUAGGCACCCCCGAGCCGAUCACCACUGGCAGGUCUUACUCACCUUAUGAUUAUCAGCCAUGUGCGGCUGGGCCCAACCAGGAUUUCCGUCCCAAAAGCCCAGCCUCCUCUUCCACAUCUGCCUUCCUCCCAUCUGCCCAUGCCCCUCCAGGGCCUCAGCAGCCCCCAGCCUCUCUCCCAGGCCUCACCACUCAGCCUCAGCUCCCACCAAAGGAAGUGACUUUGGAUCCUUCCCGGACUCCAGAAGAGGAGCCGUUGAACCUGGAAGGGCUGGUGGCCCAUCGAGUGGCAGCGUACAAUGCCAGACUGCAGGGCCUGGGGCUGAGCGGCAGAUUGCGGGCCCCUCCUCUCCACCGGCUCCGCUCUGCCUCCCUCUCUGGGGUGCAGGCUCGGGAGAGGCAGCCUGCUGAGCCCCCAGCCCCACUCCGGAGGAGAGCAGCCAGCGAUGGACAGUAUGAAAACCAAUCUCCCGAAGCCACGUCACCCCGUAGCCCUGGGGUUCGCUCCCCCGUCCAGAGUGUCUCCCCAGAGCUGGCUCUUACCAUCGCCCUCAACCCUGGAGGGCGGCCCAAAGAGCCACAUCUGCACAGCUACAAGGAGGCCUUUGAGGAGAUGGAGGGAAGCUCCCCGACCAGCCCACCGCCCACUGGGGUGCGCUCCCCUCCAGGGCUGGCCAAGACCCCUCUGUCUGCUCUGGGCCUGAAACCACACAACCCGGCAGACAUCCUGCUGCACCCCACGGGCGAGGAAGAUGAGGGGAAAGAGGUGAUCAAGCUUCCAGAAGAACCUCGGAGUUAUGUAGAGUCAGUGGCGCAGACAGCGGUGGCCAGGCCCCAAGCUCAGGACACUGAGCCCAAGAGCUUCAGCGCCCCAGCUGCCCAGGCCUAUGGCCAGGAGACCCUGUUGAGGAACGGGACCCUGGGCGGCUCCUUUGUCUCCCCCAGCCCCCUCUCCACCAGCAGCCCCAUCCUCAGCGCUGACAGCACUUCAGUGGGAAGUUUCCCAUCAGGGGAGAGCAGCGACCAGGGCCCCCGGACACCCACCCAGCCUCUGCCGGAUUCUGGUUUUCGCUCCGGCAGCCUGGGCCAGCCCAGCCCUGUGGCCCAGAGAAGUUACCAGAGCCCUUCUCCUCUCCCGACUGUGGGCAGCAGCUACAGCAGCCCUGACUACUCACUUCAACAAUUCAACUCCUCUCCGGAGAGCCAGGCCCGGCCUCAGCACAGCAUAGCCAGCGUCCACAUGGUCCCAGGAAGCCCCCAGGCCCGCCACAGGACAGUGGGCACCAACACUCCGCCCAGUCCUGGUUUUGGCCGGCGAGCCAUCAACCCCAGCAUGACUGCCCCUGGCAGUCCUGGUUUGAGCCACCGUCAAGUGAUGGGUCCAUCAGGCCCCGGUUUCCAUGGCAAUACAGUUUCCAGCCCCCAGAGCAGUGCAGCAUCCACUCCAAGGAGCCCCAGCCUGGGCCGGCACCUUGGGACCCACCAAGGCAGUCUGGCCUCUGGUGUCCAUGGCAAUGCGGUAGCCAGCCCUGGAAGCCCCAGUCUGGGCCGUCACCUGGGAGGGUCUGGAUCCGUGGUUCCUGGCAGCCCCAGCUUGGACCGGCACGUUGCCUACGGUGGCUACUCCACCCCUGAGGACCGGAGACCCACGCUGUCCCGGCAGAGCAGUGCAUCUGGCUACCAGGCUCCUUCCACUCCCUCCUUCCCCGUCUCCCCUGCCUACUAUCCCGGCCUCAGUAGCCCCGGCACCUCACCCUCACCAGAUUCUGCAGCCUUCCGCCAAGGGAGCCCAACGCCAGCCCUGCCAGAGAAGCGGAGGAUGUCGGUGGGAGACCGGGCCGGCAGCCUCCCCAACUAUGCCACCAUCAACGGGAAGGUGUCCUCCUCGCCUGUCACCAGUGGCAUGUCCAGUCCCAGUGGGGGCAGCACGGUCUCCUUCUCCCACACUCUACCUGACUUCUCCAAGUACUCCAUGCCAGACAACAGCCCGGAGACACGGGCUAAAGUGAAAUUUGUCCAGGACACUUCCAAGUAUUGGUAUAAGCCUGAGAUCUCCAGAGAGCAGGCCAUCGCGCUCCUCAAGGAUCAAGAACCAGGGGCCUUCAUCAUCCGUGACAGUCACUCCUUCCGAGGGGCCUAUGGGCUGGCCAUGAAGGUGUCUUCACCGCCUCCAACCAUCAUGCAGCAGAAUAAAAAAGGAGACAUGACCCAUGAGCUGGUGCGACACUUCCUUAUAGAGACCGGCCCCAGGGGCGUCAAGCUCAAGGGCUGCCCCAACGAGCCGAACUUUGGCUCCCUGUCCGCCCUGGUCUACCAGCACUCCAUCAUCCCACUGGCUCUGCCCUGCAAGCUGGUCAUCCCAAACCGAGACCCCACAGAUGAAUCGAAAGAUAGCUCAGGCCCUGCCAACUCAACCACUGACCUGCUGAAGCAAGGUGCAGCCUGUAAUGUGCUCUUUGUCAACUCUGUGGACAUGGAAUCACUCACCGGGCCGCAGGCCAUCUCAAAAGCCAUAUCGGAGACCUUGGCUGCAGACCCCACGCCAGCUGCCACCAUUGUUCAUUUCAAAGUUUCCGCCCAGGGAAUCACACUGACUGACAACCAGAGAAAACUCUUCUUCAGGCGGCAUUAUCCCCUCAACACUGUCACCUUCUGUGACCUGGAUCCACAAGAAAGAAAGUGGAUGAAGACAGAGGGAGGUGCCCCUGCGAAGCUCUUUGGCUUCGUGGCCCGGAAGCAGGGCAGCACCACGGACAACGCCUGCCACCUCUUCGCUGAGCUGGACCCCAACCAGCCUGCCUCUGCCAUCGUCAACUUUGUCUCCAAGGUCAUGCUGAGUGCUGGCCAGAAGAGAUGAGUGCCCAGACACCUUGCCCAGGCCAGGGCACUGGGGACGGGGCACGUGGGAGGGGACCUGUGAAUCCUGACCACCUUGAAUCCAGAAGGAGGACUUUGGACCAAUUUUGGAGAAGGAGAGAAGAAAGUGCAUCAUGGGGAGAGGGAAGUGAAUCACGGAGGGGAGGGGGAGAGGGAGAAAGAGAAAGAAAAGAUGGAGGAGAAGAUUCCCCUGGGUAGAUGGAUACCGCAAAACCCCAGAGCCUCCCAAACUGGCCAGGGCUCCUUGCUCCCCUCGCCACUCUGAGGGGAAAGAUUCCUCAGAGUGCACCCACUGGCCUCCUUGGGACCCACAUUUUAGGGCAGAGGGAUAGAAGAUCUGUGUCCUUGAUCACCCUGCUUUGUGAGAAGUCAAACCAAGAACAUCCUUUUCUGGCCACCUGUAGGUAGGUUCCUAAGCCAAACAGCGGCGGACAGGAAGUGGUGGAACUUUAUCUUCUGCAAAGGUACCUGGAGCCUGAGCGGGCCUCCAAUCUAUGAUGGUGUGGGCGCAUAGCCGCCCCAACCCACAUCUUCACACUGAUUUCUGUCUGCCUCUUUCUGCUAGAAUCACCAACAGCUGUACUGCUCUACUGUGUCUCGUGUGUCUGUGGCACACGUGUGUAAGAUCCAAAGAUCAGGCUGGGGCUGAGGGGCCUUCGGGAGGUGACAGCAGCCCUCUCCUGCAGGAGCACCCAGGACGAUGAGUCCUGGUCCCCAUGCCUGCCCUCCAGAGGCCCCGGGUGCCACCAGCCCAUUUUCCUGUGCAGAGACCCUGGCAGGCGCGGUGACCUGCUGCACAGCUUUGCCCGCUCCGUUGUACCUCAGUGGGGAGCUGGAGCUUUGGUUUGAGGAAGCGGAAGUGCUGGUGUCUGUAAUCUUGGGAAGAAACCCAUCAGGAAGGGUGACCCCUGAGCUCUGGCAUCCACCUCUGCAGCUUGUGAGCUGGACGAGCUGCCAGCCAGGAUCCCCAGCUGUCCGCUGUUCCUGGCCUGGAGCCCUAGCACCAGCCUUAUCUCAGAUUUACUCAUCUGCAUGAUGUCUUUUGGGGGGCUAGGGAUGGAGCCUUCCACAUGUGCCCUGCCCUGCUCUGUCCUGCAGGGUCCUUACAUCGGGGCUCAUCCUGGGAUGCCUGAUUCCUAAAGUCUUGCUCACUAAGGCCCUAGGGAGAAGACUGUCACCCCUGCCUCCCUGCUGUAAAUAUUUUGGGGUGUGACUUGCAGUUGCCUACCGGGCUACUGAAGCCAACCCUAAAGAGCUCCUAGGGCUGCUACCAGAGCCCCACAUAGCGCACCCGAAAUGCCAAAGCCUUGCUAUUUCCUCUUCUGCCUUGGUUUCCCCCACAGAGCCACGUUGCCCAAACAGAGGCAGAGUGUACAUGUAGCCCAAAGGACUCAGAGUUCAUUUGGGCAGUUGGGAAACCCCUUAACCACCUCCUACGGACUCUAAGCUGGAAGGAAAAUUGAUCAGGACUUCAUUUUUAAGCCUAUAGGGGUCCCCUAGAAAGAGGCAUUGUACUGAUAUAUAAAUAUAUAUAAUAUAUACAUGAGACAUACUGACAGAACCUGUAAGCUAAUAAAAUAUGAGAAAAGGUUAAAAAAAAGAAUAGGUAAAUUGACAAGAAGUAUUUAUUGUUUUACCGCAUUGCUUUAUGGCCUCCCUGGGCAUAAACCAGUUCCCAUCCCUUUUUCCAUGUAUGAGUAGAGCCUGGAAUACAGGGGCCUUUAUCCUUGGGGGGACCGGAGGUCUUCUUGCCAGGACCUUAGCCUUUCCCAGGCUACGACCCGGGCUCAGUGGGAUGGGGUGCACAUGCUCCAUCCCUAUGACCCCUUGUUUUCUGGUAAGCCAGGGCCCCUGGGCAGCUCCUUGGGUGUGUGGGGAGCCCGCCUUCGCCAGGGGCCUGGCAAAUGUGCGAGUUUGGAUGCGGGAGUGUGUGGCCACUGGGGUGUGCUUCUGUUAUGCUUUUUCCUCCUCCAGGGAACUGUAUCCGUGUGGACCUUCUGUUCAGGGAGCUGGAAAAGAGAGUGUCUGUUUGGCAGGGAGCAGGGUCAAAGGCCCCACUUUGGGCCUAGUAACUGAGGCCCUUCCAAAGUGCCCUUCCUUCUGGGAUUGUAUGCCAGUUGCCUGGGUUGGCCCCUCUAUUUCUUCCCUAGUAAGGGAUAAACCCUAUUCUGUACCAAGAUUGAGGGAGACACUCCUCUUUCCCUUUCUUUGUAAAUUCCCUAUCUCCCUGCACGUCCUGGGGCGCUCCUCUGCGGCAGGGCAUCCUCUCCACCCUCCAGGCUGGGCUGAGCAUCAGACGAGCUAGCCACCUGAUCCAGGCCCAGGACUGAGUCUGGGGUCAGCCUACACGUUUGCUUUCCUACCUGCCACCCACCCACGAGUGUGGCCAGCUCACGCACUCCAGCUGGCGCCCUGGAGCUGUGGGCGAGCCACGGGAAAGACCCAGGUCUGCACUGGCCAGCUGAUCACUUGCUCCCAGCAUGCCUUUGGGUGGCCGUUCCAAAAGGAUGAUGGGAAGGGACCCUAGUCUCCAAGUGGCCCACUCGGCAGGGAGCACACUGAAGCCUGCCUCCCUUCCCUGUCCUGUGUUUCACAAGUACCCACACGCACACUGCUCUGCAUCGCAGUCUAUUCUUGCCAAAGAUUUUCUUUUUUAAAAAAGCACUUUUACUUGUUAUUUUGUAAAUGUUUGCCCUCCUCUCUCUUGACCUCUUUUGCUGUCCUUUGUUGUUGAGUGUGUUUGUGAGCACGGAGAGUGCUGUCCGGCCUUGAAUGUGAGCUGGGAUGGGAGAGGUCUGGAGGACUGGCCAGGAGGAGCCGGAGAUGUGUGGCCAGCCCAGUGCUGCAACUGGACCGCAGGUCCCUGGGGCAGCAUUGGGCUUUGCCCUCCUCAGUCUGUUCAGUUUUGGGAGGCGAGGGAGAGGACAGAGCAGGGAAGGACAUCUGUGAUUCCACAAGGAGUGGGCUCGGAGAGGGAGGGCCCUGUGGUUCUCGCAGUGGAAUGGGCUGGACCUGAGCACAAAGGAGAUGUGACCCCAGAGGGAGACGGGGAGAAAGGGAGCCGUGUAUAGCCUCAGGGGUGAUAGUGCCCCUCCUGCGGCCACGGGGUCUCAGUUCCCUCACCUGAGGGACAGAUGUCAUCUUCUAGGGUUGGUGAGGCCUUUGACCUCUCGCAUGCAACCCGUGAACUGUGGAUCCUGGCUGCAGCAUUCCUUCUCCCCCAGUUUUAUGAGGGCUCCUGGGGGGUGGUCAGGAGUAGCCAGGACAGUGUGAUGCGGUGGCCAUGUGUGGUCCCUUUCUCAAGGGCUCCUGGGACGAGAAGGAGCAGGAAUCCUGCUGCACUCUGCAGGAUCUGGGCUGCGGUGAAGCAGACUCCUCCUGCUGUCCAGGGGAGCAGAGGGGCCGUGGCUGGGGCCAGCGUCCAUCCCACCCUGGCUUCUGUUCACUGUAUUGCCUUACAGGCUUCUUCCCUCCAUCCGGUGUUGCCCAGUUUCAGGUCUCGAGAAGAUCAAGCAGGCAGUGUCCCCUCUGUGGGACCACGCUUGGGGUCCUUGCACAGCUUGGGUUCAGUCUCAGCACCACCUUUCCUCCCAGUUCAGGCCCUGGGACCCUGAGGUCACGUGUCCUUGUGCAGGGGUAACAGGAUGUGUGUGUGUGUGCGCGUGCGCAAGUGUGGAUGUGUGUGUGCGGGUGUUUUGCUCAUCUCUUUAGGAACUUAUGAGUUGGGGCAUUGAGUUCAAUACGACCCAGCCAGGAGAGGAGUCGGAAGGCACGGCCUGCAGGGCUGCUGACUGGUGGACUCUCAGCAUGGAGGACAGGGUCCGACACGCAGGGUGGGCUCAGGCAAGCUGUCCUUUCUCGUCCCCUCUCCCUUAAAAUAUCUGCAAGGCCGGAGGACCUCACUAUGUCUGCCACACCUGGACUCUGCCUGGCAGUGAGGGUACUGUUCAGCGACACCCCCAGCGUGUCCCCUAGUCAGUGUUAAGCAGUGCGACACUCUCCUGUGGUCCGUGUUUGUGGUCCGUGUGUGACAGCACAUCUGGGUGUGCAUGGCUGCCUUUCACCUUUCCUCCUCUCCCUGACUUGUCACCAAACAAAUAUAAGCGACGCCCUAUGCCACCUCCGCCACUCCCACCACACCUCCCAGGCCCUUCUUGGAAAAAGCAGAACACCCAGCUUCCUCCCCUCCCCUCCCCUCCUCUCCCCUCCCCUCCCCAGCUGUGUAUUUAUAUAGAUGGAAAUAUACUUUAUAUUUUGUAUCAUUGUGCCUAUAACCUCCACCACCUUGUACAAACCCUGACCUCUGCUUCUCAUCCUGGAUGUGAAUGUACACAGACGCCACCCCACUCCUGUACAGCUGCUCGAUUUCUUUGCGAUUCAUUGUAUGGCUUUAUAAAUGAUAAAGUUAAAGGAAAUCUA
This is a messenger RNA of Cavia porcellus (domestic guinea pig), 10103 nucleotides long. RefSeq names its product tensin 1 (gene Tns1). Gene Ontology annotation, biological process: fibroblast migration. Gene Ontology annotation, cellular component: focal adhesion. Gene Ontology annotation, molecular function: protein binding. The transcript has 35 exons. The coding region runs from base 16 to 5664 and encodes 1882 amino acids. The record is from RefSeq and is a predicted model, not a curated record. Lineage: Eukaryota; Metazoa; Chordata; Mammalia; Rodentia; Caviidae.